Messenger RNA from Spizellomyces punctatus DAOM BR117, 759 nucleotides. RefSeq lists its product as uncharacterized. The record is from RefSeq and is a predicted model, not a curated record. Gene Ontology annotation, molecular function: protein-N-terminal glutamine amidohydrolase activity; protein-N-terminal asparagine amidohydrolase activity. Lineage: Eukaryota; Fungi; Chytridiomycota; Chytridiomycetes; Spizellomycetales; Spizellomycetaceae. The transcript is spliced from 5 exons. Gene Ontology annotation, cellular component: nucleus; cytosol. Bases 1 to 759 code for a protein of 252 amino acids.
AUGUCGUCCAGUGAAGCAGCUCUCUCCUUAUUUCCGUACACUAGGUGCUAUUGUGAAGAAAACGUUUAUAACUUUUGCCGGCUUAUCGAAGAGGGAGCAUCUAGUGACUUGCCUCAGAUUGCCACUGUCGUGUCCAAUGCCAAUGUCGCAGAAACCUUUGUCGUUUUCGUAUCGAGUGAGAUAGGAUGGGUUGAGAUGCACAAGCAAAAGUCUGGCAAAGUCGCUGAGGAUGGAAGAAUUAUUUGGGACUACCAUGUUUUUGCUAUUGUGAAACCUAAAAAUGCGCCAAGUACCAUGGUGUAUGACUUCGAUACAAUGCUAGACUUCCCGACCCCUUUUUCAAAUUAUAUAAAUGAGAGUUUUAGGUCUUCCCGAUUUCCAAGAAAGUUCCGCAUUGUGCCUGCCAAAGACUAUCUGCUCCAUUUCGCUAGUGACCGACGGCACAUGAGAAUGCCCGGCUCGGAUGCUUCAUCAGAAUCACCGGAAUUAUAUAGUGCGCCGCCGCCUUUAUACCCCCCCAUUAAAUCUUCCAUCCCUCUCUCCUCCUCAGCAUUUCUACCAGUGAAUGCGAGCUCCGAACUAUCCAGAUAUUGGGGAUCUGCGCAUAAUUGUCCCAUUACUGAUGAACACAGGUUACCUUUAUAUUUGCGGAUGGGGGAGGAAAUGGGAGGAGGGGAGAGUUCGGACGUGGUGACCUACGCUACCACAGGGUUUGGUAAGGUCGUAGACCUGCCAGGAUUGUGCAAAGCGUUCGGCUGA